CCGUUAGAAGUGGUGGCAGAUGUGACCAAAAAUAAUGACUUGGAAAGGCUUAUCAAUCAAACGAUUGAGAAAUUUGGAAAAUUAGAUGUUUUGGUCAAUAAUGUAGGCAUCGGUGUGUUCACCACUAUUAGAGACACCAAUUUUAUCACCGCUUACGACAAGACUUUUAACGCCAACUUAAGGGCCGGACUUAAACUCAUACAACUGGCCGUCCCGUACUUGGAGGCCACUAACGGCACGAUUAUCAGUACAUCCAGUGUUGCAUCGCAAUUACCGGCUAUUAGUCCCUUACCAUACGGCGCAUCAAAGGCGGCGCUAGACUACGCGACCCGAGCACUGGCCGUAGAGUUGGGCCCAAGGAUUAGAGUCAACGCUAUUAAUCCUGGGUUUAUACUGACGGAAGCACUUAUAAAGAGUUUCCCCGACCAAGUGAUUGAGAGGGGAUCACAAACGGCUUUACUUAAACGUCUUGGACAGCCGUUAGAUGUGGCCAAAGGGGUGGCAUUCCUGGCCUCAAGUGAUGCCCAGUUUAUUACAGGUACUAACCUGGUUAUUGAUGGAGGAAUUACUAACAACAUGUAA
Oppiella nova is the source of this 582-nucleotide messenger RNA. Lineage: Eukaryota; Metazoa; Arthropoda; Arachnida; Sarcoptiformes; Oppiidae. The record is from the annotation of a GenBank genome assembly.